Bactrocera tryoni is the source of this 1380-nucleotide messenger RNA. RefSeq lists its product as uncharacterized. The coding region runs from base 1 to 1380 and encodes 459 amino acids. Lineage: Eukaryota; Metazoa; Arthropoda; Insecta; Diptera; Tephritidae. The transcript has 9 exons. The record is from RefSeq and is a predicted model, not a curated record.
AUGCUAUCCAAGGCUACCCCAAGUUUCGGGCUCUACAUUGUCUUCAAAAAUAUUGCACAUCUAAAGCAAGUAUAUGCAAAACCCGAAGAUUCGCAAAGUAAUAAAUUUGAUAAGAUCGGAACAGUCGUAUCCAAAAUCCUGGGCGACGAUUUUGAAAAGUUAAAGGACGAUUCAAUUCAUAGCUGCUGGAAUUCCGAUUUACUAAAAGAUCUUUACCCUGCAACGACGAAACUGCAAAAAAUGUCAAAAAAUUACGAGAGGAUGUACAAACCAUAUAUAGAAAAUGUCAUCAUGUCGGCUUUUCUCAAUACAAUACUGCAUGAUGAUGUUUACCGAGUGUUUGCAAGAAACUUUUCUGCAUAUAUGGCUUCAGGGAACGAAGGAAUUCCCAUUGUUCAUAAAAUUAAGAGCCUUCAAUACGGCAGCCAUUUAUUUUCAUUAGACGAUUGGGGGAAAUUAUACAAUUCCUCAAGUAUGAUUUCAGAACUCCUGCCUUACUACGCCAGAACUGCCCAAUCGCAUAAGAGGAUGUCACGUGUAUGUAACCAUAUUGAGGAUUUUUUUGAUGAAAUAUGUUUGUCUGAAUGGAGUACCAUUGAUGAAGCUGAAAUUUUAGACGACUGCAUCGACACUUGCACCAUUUUGGAUCGAAAAUUUAUACAUAUUGUGCUUGCCGGCUCUGAGGGCUAUCCAGAUAAAAAUUUCUGUGAAUAUAAAGCAUUUAACCAAACGUGGCUAGAUCUCGUAAUAAGCAAGCAUGCUGAAUAUAAAACUAGAACGUUAUGCCUUUUGGAUCUGGCAAAACAUGGUAGAGAAGUUUCAAAGCGACUGCCUCACAACGAAUAUCUACGGUGUAGUAGUGGUUAUGAAGCGGGUAAAUAUUUUACCGAAUCGUUAAAACCGGCCUACGAUGAAUUAAAUUCGUUGUGUAAAACUACUGUUGACUCUUGUAACAAAUAUGUUAAAGAAAUAUCACUCAUCGUUCAAAACGUAAAUGCGUUUAAAACAAAUUCUGAGGACAAGCUUAAGCAAGAGCUUGGACCCUGUGAUGAUAUGCUUAGCUCCGCAAGGACAAAACAGAAAGAAUUCUGUACCUGUGAAUCGUACAUGUUGAACGGUGUCUGGGUUGGCAGUAUUUUAUUCUUGUUGGGCACGCUUUUGACUCUCCUGCUAUUGCCAUGCUUACUCUGUCUGUUCGUCAAAUGUAGCGAAGAUGAUUGUAUGUGCAGAUAUUAUAAAGGAAGAAGAGAUGAAGAAGGCGAUGAAAGCGAGGAAUUGGCACAUUCAAUAGUAUUGCCAGCAAUAACGCUACCAAAGCAUGUAAUCAACUCCCUACAAGAAGAUCCGCGGGUUAACUACAAAGUUAAGAAAAUUAAUUAA